This is a messenger RNA of Paramecium primaurelia, 1075 nucleotides long. The record is from the annotation of a GenBank genome assembly. NCBI's taxonomy places the organism in Eukaryota, Ciliophora, Oligohymenophorea, Peniculida, Parameciidae.
AUGCAUAAAUAAUCUUUAAUUCUUUAAUAGAAAGCUCCAAAGAAUAUUAAUGAACUUGAUUAAGCAUUUUAAUUAAUCGAUUAGAAAUUAGAUGCUCCAAGUUCAUAAUUGUUACUAAUGAAAACAAGAUACAUAUCAAUUGAUCCAAUAAUGAGAGUAUGGAUAUCUGGAGCAAGAACGUAAUAUUUAUAUUCUUAAUUCUUAGAUAUUUGCCUGCAUUAUAGCAAAAUGACAUUAUACAUGCAUUUACUUUGAGUUCUCCAGUAGAUAAUUAGAAUGACAUUUAUUUUGGCCCAGCUGGAUUAUAAACUCAUUUUUUAUAUGAUAAGACUAAUAAAAAGAAGUAGCUAAUAAAAGUUCCACGUUAGAUGUUAUAACUACUAUAAAAGUGUGAAUUGUAAAAUUCUAAUUUACUUACUAUCAUAUUGAAUGGUUUACCAGCAUAUUAUGGAUUAGUUGAUUUCUGUAAGAUUCAGAAAGGAUAAAGAGUAGUAAUAUCAGCAUCAGCAGGUGCUACAGGAUUAUUUUGUAUUUAAUUAGCAUUAAAUAUGCAAUGUGAUGUUAUAGGUUUCACAGGAGAUAUAGAAAAAAUAAAGUUCUUAUAAAAUUAAUUUCCUAAUUUAAGAAUCAUAAAUUAUAAAUCGGAUGAUUGGGAUAAAUAAAUUGAAGAUAAUAGUGUUGAUUGUUAUUUUGAUAAUGUUGGUGAAUAUAUGCUUGAGAAAAUGAUUCAAAAAAUGAGGAAAAAUGGAAAGAUUGCCUUAUGUGGAUCUAUGGGUAGUUCUUCAAAUUAUAGUGAAAGAUAAGGAUUAAGUAAUAUGAAUUAAAUCAUUUAUAAGAGAUUAAAAUUAAAGGGUAUAACAUUUAAUUAGGAAUUAAAUAAGUAAUAAUUCAAUUAUAUACUAGAAUUUAAGCUGCAUUUGAUUAUUUAUUUUAAUAAUUUCAAUAAAAAAAACUAAGAAUCUUUUAGGAAGAAUAUAAUUAAUUAAGUGACACUCCAAAAGCACUAAAGAGAUUAUUCAAGGGUGAAAAUAUAGGAAAAAUAAUUAUUAAUUUAGAUAAUUAAACGAAGUUAUGA